AUGGAUGAAUCCAUAGAAAACACAAAGCCAGUCACUAUAACGCAAGAAAAUCCCGUAGAACAACAUUCCAUUGAUAAUGAAAGCAAUAACACCACCAACACAACCACCAAUAACAAUAGCAACCCACAAUCAACAACCAUCGUUGAUGAGAAGGAGGAGGAGAAGACGAAGGGUGACAACAAUGGUCUGUUUGAAAUGCACACAGAUGGAGAAAUUACAACGAUGCCAUCCCAGCCAAUUAAUGCCAUAAAUGUGACGAGCAAUGCAAAUUUAUCAAAAACGCAAGAUAAGAAUGUGGAAGAUAAUAAAACAAUAAUUGAAAAUAGUGAUAAUUUAAAGUUGGAGAAGGGGGAAUCAUUGGAUAUUAGAAGAGCAACAACUAAUGUAACAACGUCACCAACAAAAACGAAUGAUGCUGAAAUUGUCACAAUAACAAAUACCCCAACCAAAACAAAUGAUUCCACACACAGUUCACCCUCCUCAUCAUCCAUACGUUAUAUGGAUCUUGUGGAAAAGGCCGCUGAUGUUGUUGAACUUCAACGAGCAACUCCACCAUCAUCGCAACAACAACAACAGCCGCCGCAGCACCAACAACCAUCCACUGAAGAACUCAAUAAAUUAAAAGAAUUUGAAAUCAAGUUACAACAACAACAGCAACAAUUGGAACAGUUACAAGCAGCAUUGACCCAAAAAGAUAACAUGAUAUCUUUGUUCCAAAGGGAAAAUGCGAUAUUGGAGAAAGAAAAAGAAGCGUUUCGACGUGAAAAGGAUUUGGCCAAUAAGGCCAGGGAAUCCACGGUUAUACAAUUUGCCAUGAAGGAGAAAAAUGUUAUCGAUGCUAAAAAAGAAAAGGAGGCCAUAGAGAAACAAUUGGCCGAUGCUAAGAAAGAAAUUAAAAAUUAUAGCAACAAAUUUCAGGCUCUAAAUGAAGAGAAAUCUCGGAUAGCUUAUCUAAUGGAUGAAAAGUGUAACGAAGUACGAAAAUACCAAAGAGAAUGUGAAAAAUUAAAAACCGAUUAUGGUCAUUUGGAAUCCAAACUUAAGUAUCACAUGAAUAAAUUAAAUAUGGAGACAGAGGCAAAAUUGGCCUUGGAACGUAAAUUGGAAGAGGAACGCAAUGCCCCCAAUAAACUGGAAGAAAAGGCCAAUGAAAAAUUAAAAAUUGAAUUUGAAGCCCAAACCAUAUUGCUAAAACAUGAAAUUGCCAGUAAGACUGAACAUUUGGAUAAACUCUCCAAGGAAACUGAAUCACAAAAGGAAAUUAUAAAACAAUUGCAAGACCAGUUAAAACAAGAGACUCAAGAGAAAUCCCAAUUAUCCGAGGCCUAUAAUCAUCUCCAAGAAGAACACAAUCAAAUACAAAAUUCCUAUAGUGAAGAAAUGUUACAAUCGGCAAAAUUACGUGGCCAAUUGGAAGAGUUACAAGUUCUGAAAACUCAAAAUACUUUAAAUGAAGAAAAAAUUGCAAAUUUAACUGCCGAACUAAGUGAAGCCAAGCAACGUUUGCUGGAUAAUGAACAGGACUUGAAAUUGCUGCAUGAUAAGGAAAAGGAAUUGUUAAGCUUUAAUAUGGAAAUGAGUGGCAGCAUUGUGGAUAUGCAAAAUCAAAUUUGCUUGCUAAAAGCCAAGGCCCAAGGAAUUGAAGCUGAAAAUCAAUUGUUAAAAAAAGAAAAAUCCUCCUAUGAUGACAAAUAUUUGGCACUCGAGGAACAACUGAAAUUGGAACAAUCUCAAAAGAACGAAGAACGUUUAUUGCUUGCCAAGCAUUUGUCGGAGAAGACGAAGCUCUAUGAAAAUACCAAAUUAAAAUUGGAAAAUGUUCAGGGUGAUUUUGAGGCGACAAAAAAUAAACAUAAUACCAUUGUAAAAGAACUGCAAAGAGAAAUAAUGAAAUUGAAAAAAUCUGCCGAACAACAAGGUGAUACACCGCAGAGCUAUAUAUGUUGCCGAUGUCAACAGACACCGGCGUCACAAAAUAAUGGUUAUCACAAAAAUUCCUCGGACGAUAGGUUAGUGGCGGAAACAACAAAAAGGCCACAUAGUCGCCAGAGCAGUAUCAGUACAACAGUGCAAAGUGUUAGUUCCACGGCGGGUAGUAGAAGGGGAAGUGCAUCUUCGGAAUCCGACACAGUAACCGGCAGGGAAUUAGACUUUAAAGAUGAAAACAAGGGACCUUCCAAGAAACAUUUAGUCGAACGCAUUUUACGUCUGCAACAAGCUUCCGCCCGACAAGCUGAAAAAAUUGAUUUUCUCGAACAGCAUAGCCUUUCACUGGUUGCAGAGCUGCAAAAGAAAUCCAAAGUCGUCCAACAUUAUAUGCUUAGGGAACAGGCAGGAGCCUUAACCUCCUCGAAGAGUGAUCAAAAUAAAAGUGAACUAGCUAAAUAUGGUAAUGGUGUUAUGUCCGCCAUUUAUGGUGGCAUUAAGGGUGUCGAAAACAAAAGCAUGUCUCUGGAGCUAUCACUGGAAAUUAACAAAAAACUGCAGGCCGUAUUGGAGGAUACGUUACUGAAAAAUAUUACACUAAAGGAAAAUUUAGAUGUAUUGGGCUUGGAGGUGGACAAUCUAACUAGGAAAUUACGACAAAUGGAGGCCAAUCGUUAG
Musca vetustissima is the source of this 2604-nucleotide messenger RNA. RefSeq names its product coiled-coil domain-containing protein 186 (gene Golgin104). Gene Ontology annotation, biological process: vesicle cytoskeletal trafficking. Lineage: Eukaryota; Metazoa; Arthropoda; Insecta; Diptera; Muscidae. Gene Ontology annotation, cellular component: trans-Golgi network. The transcript has 9 exons. The coding region runs from base 1 to 2604 and encodes 867 amino acids. Gene Ontology annotation, molecular function: small GTPase binding. The record is from RefSeq and is a predicted model, not a curated record.